This is a messenger RNA of Haplochromis burtoni (Burton's mouthbrooder), 293 nucleotides long. Its product is annotated as interferon-induced protein 44. The record is from RefSeq and is a predicted model, not a curated record. Lineage: Eukaryota; Metazoa; Chordata; Actinopteri; Cichliformes; Cichlidae.
GCAGUGGCUCUUUCAUUUGCGGUCUGUCCUGAGCUGCAGCUGCUGGUAACAUCUACUUACAGGAGUUAUGUCCACGCCUCGUAAAGAGAUACUCAGCUUUGGUGGCUUUAGCAUUGGACCUCCAGCAAGUACAACCAAACCCUCAAGUUCUAAUGGAUUGACAACACUCACAGCAGCUCCAACUACUUCAGUCCAACCUGCUUUCGGCACAACAACUCUCACCAGAGAUGAUAACAGCGAAGUCACAAAUAGUUCAGAGACAAGGGAACCAAGACCUCAGUUCACAUUCUUGG